AUGGUAAAUGUCAUAUAGAGUGAAAUAGAAGAAGCAUUUAUGAGGAUCAAAACACAUAAAGGAGUCAAGGGAAUCAUUAUCGCGAACUAUGCAGGAAUUUCUGUGAAAAGCUCGAUGAGUCAAGCUGAUACUCAUAAAUAUGCUAGCUUAAUUUCAAGCCUAACAUUGACUGCAAGAUCAACUGUUAAAGAUCUGGAUUCGCAAAAUGAUUUGGUGUUUCUCAGGAUAAGAAGUAAAAAGCAUGAAAUUAUGGUAGCGCCUGAUCAUGAAUAUAUGCUUAUUGUGAUCCAAAAUCCUGAUGAGGAGUAA
This is a messenger RNA of Blepharisma stoltei, 309 nucleotides long. Lineage: Eukaryota; Ciliophora; Heterotrichea; Heterotrichida; Blepharismidae. The record is from the annotation of a GenBank genome assembly.